GGACAGUGCUGGGUUAGCACGUGGUUUCUGAAGGAACCAAUGGGAUCGGCGGUCUCCUCACUGGUCACCAGGCCGGCAGGGAUGGCCCAGAGGAAAGCGCAGUUCGGGAGGCUGGGCGUCUCUCCCAGAGCUUGGCGCUGCGGUGCCUGCAGCAACAAGACAAGAAGCUCAGGGCGCUGCGCUUCCCCGGGACUGCGGACGCCCCCGCCUCGCCUCCUCCUCCUUCGGGAUGCUGCUGAGCCCUGUCACCUCCACCCCAUUCUUGGUCAAUGACAUCCUGAGGCUGGAACGCGAGCAGAUUGGCCCCGAGGCCUUGCAACUCCCGAGGGCACGGAGGAGCCCGGAAAGCUCUCAGUACCUGCGACUGGUCCCAGAACUCCGAGGUUCGGAGGCUCACAACGCUGGUGGCGGCGACGGCGACAGAAGGCAGGAGGGGUCGGAGCCUCCUGGGGGACCCUGUGAGAUGGUCACGGAGAUGGACGCGGAACCCGUAGAGGAGCCACAGCCCGGCCUCCGCGGCGGGACCAGGGUGCCAGAGCGCUGCGGAGGCGACGGCGAGCGCAGCGACCGCCGCGAGCAGCCCGGAGCGCGGCAGCGGCGGAGGCCGCGCGUGCUCUUCUCGCAGGCGCAGGUGCUGGCGCUGGAGCGGCGCUUCAAGCAGCAGCGGUACCUGUCGGCGCCCGAGCGCGAGCACCUGGCCGGCGCGCUGCAGCUCACGUCUACGCAGGUCAAGAUCUGGUUCCAGAACCGGCGCUACAAGUGCAAGAGGCAGCGCCAGGACAAGUCCCUAGAAUUGGCGGGCCACCCCCUAGCGCCGCGCCGGGUGGCGGUGCCCGUGCUGGUGCGGGAUGGCAAGCCCUGCCUGGGCCCGGGCGCGCCGGCCUUUCCCGGGCCCUACGGCGCCGCAGCGGCGCCCUACUCCUGUUACCGCGGUUACCCGGGCGCUGCUUACGGCGCGUGCUACAGCGGCGGCUACGCGGGCGCGCCCCCGGGCCCCGUGCCGCCCGCAUCCCUGGCCAGUGCGGGCUUCGGCGGGGGCGGCCAAAAUGCCAGCCCGCAAGGCCACCUGCCCUCCACGCUGCAGGGUGUCAGGGCCUGGUGAGGCGCCUGGGCUCGGAUACAGCCUCCAGGGCCAGGCGCUCAGUCGCCGCCCCUCAGCCAACGGGUCGCGGCCAGGAUGGUGGGAUGGUGGGCCGCUGCCGCGGAGGAAAGAG
Molecule: messenger RNA, 1214 nt
Organism: Equus quagga
Lineage: Eukaryota; Metazoa; Chordata; Mammalia; Perissodactyla; Equidae
Gene: NKX2-6
Product: NK2 homeobox 6
Exons: 2
Coding region: 230-1102 (290 amino acids)
Biological process (GO): regulation of transcription by RNA polymerase II; cell differentiation
Cellular component (GO): nucleus
Molecular function (GO): DNA-binding transcription factor activity, RNA polymerase II-specific; RNA polymerase II cis-regulatory region sequence-specific DNA binding
Source: RefSeq, a predicted model, not a curated record